ACUUUGCAAAGGUAUGGCGGGGAGAGUGUGAAUGUCAGCAUAGAAGGCCGUCAAGAUACUUUGCUUCGUGUGGAAAGAGGAUCUAAGAGAAGGAGAGGUGGACUUCUUUCGGGAGACUUGCCCUCUUAUCUGCUGAAGCUAACGUUUUUGCCGAACACGCCGUGCAGAAUUACCGGAGUGAAUGUGUACACUUGAGUGCACGUCCGGCUGGGUGUGCAGUGAGUAGUGAAGCUUUGCUAAUUGUAGUUGGCAUUGUCCCUCCGCGGAGCGGUUUUCUGUGAACAUGAUUUGUACUUUCCUACGAGCUGUACAAUAUACGGAAAAGCUGCACAGGUCCUCGGGCAAGCGAUUGUUUUUGCCACACUUUGUACGUAACAAAUCUUGCUUGAAGACUGAGCCCGGUUUGAGAUGGUUGCACGAGCAGAAAACAACGCUGCGACCUACCUGUAUCCUUGGAGUCACCCCGAAAACCAUCUGGACGCAGGGACAGAGCCCACAGAGAGCAAAGGAAGACAGCAGCAAACAAGUAUCUGUGCACAGUCAGAGUGGGGAAACCGCCAUCUCAACGGCACAGAAAGUGAAAGACGCUGGAAGAGAUUUUUCCUACCUGAUAGUGGUGCUUGUUGGAAUCACCGUCACAGGUGGCUUGUUUUAUACAAUUUUCAAAGAGCUUUUUUCUUCAUCCAGUCCUAGCAAGAUAUAUGGGAAAGCCUUAGAAAAGUGCAGGUCACACCCCGAGGUUAUAAGUGUCUUUGGUGAGCCUGUUAAAGGCUACGGAGAGAUGACAAGACGUGGUCGAAGGCAGCAUGUCAGUUUUAUUGAAUAUGUAAAAGACGGGCUGAAACACAUGCGUGUGAAAUUCUACAUCGAGGGCUCCGAGCCCGGGAAGCAAGGCACAGUGCACCUUGAAGUGAAAGAGAACCCAGAAAGUGGCGAAUAUGAGUUUCGAUAUAUAUUUGUAGAACUUGAAGCCUAUCCUAGGAGGACUAUUGUCAUUGAAGAUAAUCGAACCUAAGAGAAGUAGAAGAGCCAGCAAGCAUGCUGUGAACUGAGGGAUGGAUGGUGCAGACAGACGCUCAGCUCUGGUCUUCACGGCUCUCCCAGAGGCGAUUUGGAAUAAGACAGGAAAGGUAGCGCUCAUAAAAGCGAGUGGAACUGGGUGGUUGCUGCAUCUAGGCAGACGGCGUUAGAGAUGAUUCCUUGUAGAGCGAAAAAUCAUGAAAUAGAGAAUAUUUUAUGUUAUCUUAUUGAAUCACCGAUCAAGGGCAGUAUUUCUGCUCUACUAACAUCCUCUUUCAUGGUAAGAAAUUUUUGUUAAAAAUUUCACACCAUGUAAGUAAGAAACUAGAGUUCGGUGUUUUGUGCUUUUUUUAUGUUCUAUCGCUGUAUAAAAUAAAGACUAGCAGAAAGAUGUCACAA
This is a messenger RNA of Hipposideros armiger (great roundleaf bat), 1419 nucleotides long. RefSeq names its product translocase of inner mitochondrial membrane 21 (gene TIMM21). The record is from RefSeq and is a predicted model, not a curated record. Gene Ontology annotation, biological process: protein import into mitochondrial matrix. Gene Ontology annotation, cellular component: TIM23 mitochondrial import inner membrane translocase complex. Bases 284 to 1015 code for a protein of 243 amino acids. NCBI's taxonomy places the organism in Eukaryota, Metazoa, Chordata, Mammalia, Chiroptera, Hipposideridae. The transcript is spliced from 6 exons.